Messenger RNA from Panicum hallii, 1951 nucleotides. Its product is annotated as mitochondrial carrier protein MTM1-like. NCBI's taxonomy places the organism in Eukaryota, Viridiplantae, Streptophyta, Magnoliopsida, Poales, Poaceae. The coding region runs from base 190 to 1386 and encodes 398 amino acids. Gene Ontology annotation, biological process: mitochondrial transmembrane transport. The record is from RefSeq and is a predicted model, not a curated record. The transcript has 10 exons.
CCCUCUAGAAAGCGACCCCAAAGCCUCCGUGUCCCCCGUCCCCUCCGCCUCCUCUAUUCCAGGAGGAGCCGCCGCCGCCUCCUCCUAGAGGGAGAGGGAGAAGAGGGAAGGGAGGACGCCGCAGCCGCACCGCCACCCGCCUCCCCCCGAUCGAGCCAGGCUAGGGUCCCCGCACGCCAGGCCGGCGCCAUGGCGGGUUGCUCCAGGGGCUCCCUCCCCACUUGGAUGACCGCCGCCGCCUCGCGGGUCGACCUCACCGGCGGCGCCGUCUCGCCGUCGCACCAGGGCUCCCCCUCCCCGUCCCCCUCGGGCCCCGCGCCGGCCGCUGGGGCGGACCAGGAGCUCGGGAUGUUCGAGCGCGCGCUCUCCGCCGCCGGCGCCGCCUUCGUCUCCGCCAUCAUCGUCAACCCCCUCGACGUCGCCAAGACGAGGUUGCAGGCGCAGGCGGCGGGGGUGCUGUACCACUACCCUCCCCAGGUGGCGGCGCUCGGGCCGGAUGCGAUCCUGUCUGAAUUCAGAUGUUCUCCGUCAUGCACUCGUGGUCACAUAUUCGGAAGCGAGCCUGUUUGCCCUCCUGAUUGCUUCCAGUACAAGGGAACACUUGAUGUAUUCUUGAAAGUAGUUAGACAGGAGGGAUUCAGUAGAUUGUGGAGAGGAACAAAUGCAGGCUUGGCAUUAGCUGUACCAACUGUUGGAAUAUACUUGCCUUGCUAUGAUAUAUUCCGCAACUGGAUUGAGGAUUUCACAAGAAGUAAUGCUCCAGGAUUGACACCAUAUACCCCGCUAGUAGCAGGAUCAGUUGCACGUUCAUUAGCAUGUAUUGCUUGUUCCCCAAUUGAGCUAGCAAGGACACGUAUGCAGGCGUAUAAAGAAUUUCGCCCUGGUGUAAAGCCUCCUGGAAUGUGGAAAACCUUAGUUGGUGUUCUCUCGCCACUUGCAAGUUCGAGUCAGAGUGUACAAAACUACCGUGUUCUGUGGACUGGGGUGGGUGCACAACUUGCUCGGGAUGUUCCUUUCUCUGGUAUAUGCUGGUCAACUCUUGAGCCCAUUCGAAGAAAACUGCUUGGUCUUGUUGGAGAAGAAGGCAAUGCAGCUAGUGUAUUGGGAGCAAACUUUGCUGCUGGCUUUGUAGCAGGUAGUCUUGCUGCUGGUGCUACAUGCCCUCUGGAUGUUGCAAAAACAAGGAGACAGAUAGAGAAGGAUACUGAGAAGGCAAUGAGAAUGACUACACGGCAAACAUUAACUGAGAUAUGGAGGUCUGGAGGCGUGAAAGGUUUGUUCACUGGGGUUGGCCCACGCGUGGCUCGUGCUGGUCCAUCAGUUGGCAUUGUGGUUUCCUUUUAUGAGGUUGUCAAGUAUGCUCUUCAUCAAAGGAACGCCUCAUGACCCAUAUUUGUCGAAAAGACUGAAGUCCCUUCUUGACUCUGUAAAGACAAGACAUACCACUCCCUAGAAAGUACCUCUGGCUACUCCAAGCAUUGGACCAGCAGGGCGAGGUGUCAUUUGGAAAGAUCAGAGUACUCAGCAUCGAGCGCUCAACAAGGCUUUUUCAUGGACGCAGUCCAUUUCAGCCUAAGAUACCGUCUCAGUUUUGGUUUUGGUGGAGCAGGCACCAGUUUUGUCCGGCGGAGCUUUGGACCAUCGUCCAAGCUUAUGUUAUGUUUUGGACAGAGCUGAAGCUGCUUCGUUUAACUUAGGUAGACCCUGUAGUUGGAGGUGUAGUCAGGUUGAUGCUGAUCAAUAAUACCACCAAAACUACAGAAGAAGUUUUGCAUGUUUUAGUCUGGAAAAAAAAGCUUUCCUGUCACGUGACUAGGUCAGCUUUUAAACGUGCUUGUAGUUGCUGGCUUAUAGUUUUUUAUUUAAAACUCUACGUGCACGACCGUGGAUCAACAUGUUUUAUUGGAUUCCGAACUUUAAUAGCUCGUAAUGGUUUCGUAACUUUGGUACU